This is a messenger RNA of Rubroshorea leprosula, 1250 nucleotides long. The record is from the annotation of a GenBank genome assembly. Lineage: Eukaryota; Viridiplantae; Streptophyta; Magnoliopsida; Malvales; Dipterocarpaceae.
CCAUGAGUAAACUCAAAAAAUGUGAAAUGAAUGCUUUAAAUAAAAGGCAAAACCAAACAUCAAAAAAAUAAUAAUAAUAAAAGGCAAAACUGGCGGGAAACACAUGAAGAAGCUGAAGGAAUUUUCCAGAAACAAAAACAAAUUAAAAUCAGCCUAGAUUUAUUGGGUCUAUCUCAGUCGUAGAACAAGAAUCCUCUGUUUCUCUUUCGUACUUCAAAAAACUCUGCGCAUUAUUGGGUUGAUCACAUUUUGAUUUUAGUAGGUUUUUCUAGUUAAUUUUGUGGUGGUUGUUCUUGUUCAAUGUCACGGUGCUUGCCGUUUCCUCCACCGGGGUAUGCCCGGAACGGUGUCACCGGCGAGGCUCUUCUACAACUAAUUAAGGUCAGGAGAGAAGAAGCGAAGGCUGAAAGGAAAAGGAAGAAAAAGGAAAGGAGGAGAAAGAGGAUGGAAGAAUUGGAGGAAGGAGAGAUUUUGCAGAAAAAGCACAAGAGGAGCAAGAAAAGCCAAAUAGAACUUGAAACACUGGCAUUGGCGAGGAGUUGUGUCAUUGAAGAUCUUAGGCAACCUAUGUUUGUCUGUCCAUUUGACUCUUAUGGCAACAGCCAAAGCACUGGAUGGAAUAACCACAGCUGGUACGGCUAUGGCUGCCACAGUCAUGGAAGCACUGCUUGGGUUGAUUUCCAUAUGGUUUCAUCAUCCAUCUAUUCUGAAGGCAGUUUGAAGCACAGAGAAUCACAAUUUGGAGAGCACUGGAUUCCUGAUCCCCUGCAGGUUGCAGACUUUGAGUUUGAAGAUCAAAACUGGCUUUUUAGAAGGAAGCAGCCUAAUUACAUGAGGGAGGCAUCUAAUACAAGGAGUUUUGGUUCGUGUCAUGGAAACUUGACUCUUUACCCACAUGCCAAGUACUUCUCCCAUGCUGAUAUUUAUGCUUAUCCAUAUGCAAUACCAUACUAAAACUGUCACUAGGAACAUAUCAGCAGUAUAUAAGUUUAAGAUGAUUUCAGUUGCUACGUUUAGUCCUGUUCCUUUGAUUCUCAUAAUUGCGUCUAUAAUCAGAAUGAGAAAGGUUUUACAGUAUACACCCCAUGGAAUAUGUUCUGCUUUAGGAUUUGUAAUAAUCUGUCCAUAUAUAGGAAUUAAUCUUGUUGUAGCUUUGUUUCAACUAUUAAUAUCAACUGUCCUGUUUUUUUCCUACUCUUUGAGUGAUUCCUUCCGUUCAUAACUUUGUGCAACAAACAAUGAGAUCGUUA